UUUGAAAUGGAUGGCACGUCCUUGAGAACUCAACUGUUCCUGUACAGCGAAUAGUGUCGUUGACGUAGUACAGGAACUAAUUUACUUAGUGCAUUUUCUUUUGACUACAAAGUGGGGAAUGCUCCGCUUGUUAAGACUGCGCAGUAUAAGCAAGGCCUUGUUCCCUGUUCCACACUAUGGGCGUUAUUUUAGUUUAUCCAAAUCUCCGGAACAACCAUCUGAAGUUUUAAAUAAACAUUUAUUAGAACGUAUAAACACUUUUGGACCUCUAACUGUGGCUGAAUACAUGAAAGAAUGUCUAUCUAACCCAUUAUAUGGUUAUUAUAAUACACAUGAUGUUUUCGGAAAGUCUGGAGAUUUUACCACUUCACCUGAAAUAUGUCAAAUUUUUGGCGAAUUAAUAGGUGUAUGGUUUCUGCAAGAAUGGAAAAGACAAAACAGCCCUAAACACCUACAACUUGUUGAACUUGGUCCUGGACGUGGUACACUUUGCGCUGAUAUACUAAGGGUUUUCUCUCAAUUCCCAGAUAUAUAUUCAGCUUUAGCAAUACACCUGGUUGAAAUAAGUCAAUCAAUGCAACAGACUCAAAAGAAAACAAUAGAAAAAGCUCUAUCACAUUUAAAUAAUAAACCUCCACCUAUAUUUUGGUAUACUGACUUACGACAAGUUCCUGAAGCAUUCUCAUUCUUUAUAGGUCAUGAAUUUUUCGAUGUACUCCCAGUUCAUUGUUUUCGGAGAUAUGAAGGGAAAUGGUACGAAAUGUUAGUUAGCUCCACAAUGAAUUCUAAUAGUCUAUGUUUUGUACGUUCAGGCACAAAAACUCCAGCAUCAGUAGCAUAUCUUCCGUUAGUUCCUAAUCUGUCGGAUCGAAACGCUGUAGAAAUUUGUCCUGAUAUGAUAUGUUUAACACAAUUACUAUGUAAACGAAUCAAUGAAACCGGUGGUGCUGCAUUGUUGGUUGAUUAUGGUCAUGAAGGUGAAAAAGGUGAUACAUUUCGUGGUUUUUAUAAACAUUCAGUUUGUGAUCCCCUUACUAAUCCUGGUCAUAUUGAUUUAACAUGUGAUGUUGAUUUUAGUAUUUUAUGUCAUGCAAUUAAAAAUUCCAAUAGUAAAGUAAAACUUCAUGGUCCUGUAACUCAAGCUUAUUUUCUCAUAAAUAUGGGUUUAUUCACCAGAUUAAAGAUUUUAUUGUCUAAAUGUGAAUCAGAUCAAGAAAAAGAUGAAUUGUAUUCAGCAUGUGAAAUGCUUAUCACCAAUGAACAAAUGGGUAGUCGAUUUAAAUUUGUUGCAAUCACACCGGAACUGGAAUCAGAUGCUGUUGGAUGUGGACAACAAUUACCUGGUUUCACACCGUUACCUGGUACACCGUAUGCACAAAUGAAUUCUGUAUGAAGAAUGUUAUUCCUGUAUAACUUGUUUAAUUUAUCAACUAACUAAAUGCAAUCUCUUUUAACUUAUAGCUUAUCACCAUUUAUUUCUCUAUACUUCAAUGAUUAGUCGUUUAAAUUAUUUGAUAUAAUAGUAGCGAUCAUAUUUUUGUAUUUGUACAGUAUCGAUUAUUGUACGUUUGAUUGUGUGUGUGUGUGCAUGCUUACUCGUAUAUUACAUCUCUAGCCUAUGAUUGCUUGACUAGGAAUACUUGGCCAUUCUUCAGCAAACAGAGAGUUGACUCACUCGUCUUCUCAAAUUCGCUUCUUUUUAUUUGUACGCUUUCAAUUCUCAUGUCUCUCUGUAUAAAUAAAUGCAUGAAACCGUAUUGGGCUUCUUAUUACCACUGUCGCACAAAUGGGGUUCGCCUAAGUAUGAU
Molecule: messenger RNA, 1808 nt
Organism: Schistosoma turkestanicum
Lineage: Eukaryota; Metazoa; Platyhelminthes; Trematoda; Strigeidida; Schistosomatidae
Source: the annotation of a GenBank genome assembly